AAAAAAAAAACAGGCUGACAGCUAAAAUUGUUUUCUGGAGUCGGCAACGAUUAACAAAAUCUAAAAAAAAUUGUAGUUUUUAGGCAUCAAAUUUAACAAAUUUAGGCAACGCACGUCAAAAGCAACUGAAGAAUAAACUAUUGCCUAAUCGUUCAUCCUACAAAAGCAGACAGACGGAACAUCAACAAAAAUGCCACUGCCAAGCGGUUCCUUCUCCCAACAGGGCGGCCCUACAUGCUUUGAUAAGAUGAAGACCGGCUUCACCAUUGGCUUCUGUGUGGGUAUGGCCAGCGGAGCGCUCUUCGGCGGCUUCUCGGCACUCAGAUACGGUCUGCGAGGUCGUGAACUGAUUAAUAAUGUGGGCAAAGUGAUGAUACAAGGCGGCGGCACUUUUGGCACCUUCAUGGCCAUUGGCACAGGAAUACGCUGCUGAAAGUUCUGCAGUCUUGUUCGGAACUCGAUGGCAUUUCUUCUGGUCUAAUAUUGAGAGAUACCCAGAUGAUUCCUCCAGACUUCUACUCCCCCAAAAAAACAAAAAUGAAACUUAAAAAAUAAGUUGUCGAGUUAUAUCGUUACAAAAAUGCUGUUAGAAAUUAUGCUAUAAGUUAUUGCAAUAGACGAGUUGUUAAGCCAAAAACCAAAA
Molecule: messenger RNA, 643 nt
Organism: Drosophila albomicans
Lineage: Eukaryota; Metazoa; Arthropoda; Insecta; Diptera; Drosophilidae
Product: reactive oxygen species modulator 1
Exons: 2
Coding region: 191-433 (80 amino acids)
Biological process (GO): protein import into mitochondrial matrix; protein insertion into mitochondrial inner membrane
Cellular component (GO): TIM23 mitochondrial import inner membrane translocase complex
Source: RefSeq, a predicted model, not a curated record